CAGACACUGCUGACAGAGGAGGGAGACCUCAUAGAAACACUAAGUUUACAAACACUAUCUAUAAUAUCUUUAUAUUUCUUUUCAUCCUAAAAGACUGUAUCAUUCAUCUUAAAGAGUGAAGAAUCAUGUCUAAAAUAAAAAACAAUGAGGGGAAUGUGUUGAAGCGUGUCAUAAAUCUGCCAGUUGUAAGCUCAGCGUUACAGCAGGCUUCUACCAUCUACAUGGGUGUGAAGGGUCGCUAUCCUUUGCUCGGGUUUGUGGGGGGUGUAGCAGAGCUGGGUGUCCUCAGUGCAUCUACAGCAGCCAUGCAACGAGCAGCGCCUUACCUACAGAACCUCGAAUCUGAAAUUGAGGCAGUUAACAGCUUAGCACUGUUGGGUUUGGAGCAACUAGAAAAGCUUUUCCCUAUCAUCCUGCAUCCCACAGAUGAGGUGGUUGCUAACCUAAAGGACGCAUUCUUCUCGAGACUUGAUGAUGCGCAGUCUCGUGUAAAUGAUGAGCUGGACAGAGUCGUGGACAGAUGGGAAAGCCUGCAGGAGCUCAGCUCGCGCCUCCUAGCGGUAGCUAGAGAAUCGGCAGCCUGUAGAGUUGUUACCGCUGCCCUGGAUGAACUCAUCACCCAAUCAGAGACGGCAUUGGCUUAUUAUCUGCCUCUGCCACCUACACUACAUCAUGAGUGGGAGAUACGUGUGCAGGAGUACGAAGAUGAGGAUGAUAAUGAAGAAGAUGAAGAGCCUCAGAUGUGGACGCGGGUCCGCAGCCUGUUGUUGUGUCUGUACCUUCAGCUGUACCACAGACUCAUGAAUCUUAGAGAACGGGUGGAUAGCGUUCUGCAGACGCUGGGGGCAGCUGCUGAAACGGUGGGUCUAACGCAGUUGAUGGAGAUGGUGGCAUCUCUGCUGCAGCUGCUUCUGACGUUUUACGUAUCUCGAAUGCUUCACGCAGAGGAACAGCGCUCAUUUCUCAUGGCCCGGCUUGCCUCAGGUAUACAGGCGCUGAAGGGUCUGACACCGUUACGGCAGAUACUGGCUUUACCUACUCAGGUCCGCACCCUCAUGGAUGACUUGCUGGAACUGGGACAGAUACUUAUACAGCUACUCAUCAACACCACCCCGCUCUAUGACCUGGUGAAAAAGGUGUCCGAUCUCGAUGCAACAAACAACCCAAUUCCAGAUGACCUUCCUGAAAGUUCACCCACCCGUACUUCUGCAAACAACCUCUUCCUCAAGGCUAUGGAUGGUCUUCCACGUCACCGCAGAAGCCUUUAUGCCCGUUCUCGUCGUGGGUCUGCAAGCGGGCCUCCAACCAGCCCGGUUCUCUCCCCCGUUCCUAUGGCAUUCCCGGCUAAUGGCCGUAAGGGUAGUUUGAAUAAAGACGGCCAGUCUUCAGGUCCUGCAGAAUGUGACACACUGCCUGUGCCCACUACUGAUAUGAUCUAUCGGCGUUCCUCGGCUACCGAGGUUCUGCUAGCUCCCAUCAUGCAGUUAGUAACACAGAGCCAAUGUGCAUUUGAGAUUUUGAGUUCUUCCUCUUCAUCUGAGGAGCAGAUCAUACCUGUGGUGGAAACCACAGAACAUUAAGUGUUAUUCUUCUUAAAUUUAACACCUUAAUGUACUCUUGGAUAAUGUGUAUACGGAUCAAAUGUAGUCGCAGAUAAGCAGAUAGUCUGACAAACAUCUUCAAAGACCUCUAUACCCCCCUUUUUAAUAUAAGCUUGCUGUUAUUAAAUUAGACCAAAUAAAAGAAUUUCUGUUCCAUAGCUUAACAAUAAAAAAUGAUGCAUAUAUAUCUUUUAUAUACUGUGAGCAUUUUUUGUUUGUUUGUUAAUAGACUGGUGUCAAGAAAUGGAUGAAAGACAAACAAAGAAAGGAGACAGCUGAAAAUAAACUUUCAAAUGUAAAUAAAAAU
Molecule: messenger RNA, 1908 nt
Organism: Triplophysa rosa
Lineage: Eukaryota; Metazoa; Chordata; Actinopteri; Cypriniformes; Nemacheilidae
Gene: plin6
Product: perilipin 6
Exons: 8
Coding region: 126-1580 (484 amino acids)
Biological process (GO): lipid storage; positive regulation of triglyceride storage
Cellular component (GO): cytosol; lipid droplet
Source: RefSeq, a predicted model, not a curated record